Molecule: messenger RNA, 1082 nt
Organism: Ceutorhynchus assimilis (cabbage seed weevil)
Lineage: Eukaryota; Metazoa; Arthropoda; Insecta; Coleoptera; Curculionidae
Source: the annotation of a GenBank genome assembly
AGGCGAAUGGUUGAAUUCAAGCAACCGAGCUUCAAGUAAUAAAAAAAAUAGUCCGAUGCCGAUGUCCGACCAAAUUUUCGAAUAGGAACAAAAAUUCGAAAAUUUGUAGCAUUGGCUAGGAGGAACAACUAUUUAAUUUCGUAACAUUACCAUGACUAUUACAAGAAUUCUAUUCGCCGCCAAGCAAGCAUCGAACUUACUAAAAGCGAAAACGGGGUUGGGAUUGGAAACGGCAAUUAGGUCAGCGACGACAAAUAAACACGGAAUUAUAUUGAGUGAGCCCCAAAAAGUCCCCUUCGGACUUUUGAAGGUGAUAUUGACUGUAGUACCAGGCCUCCUAAUUGGCGCAGGAAUUAGUAAAAAUAUAGCGAAUUUCCUAGAAGAAAAUGACCUUUUCGUACCAUCAGAUGAUGACGAUGAUGAUGACUAAAUUGUUUCGCUUAGGUGAUUUCUUUAAUGGUAAAAUAACAGUCCUGGCUCUCAAAUUUAGUGCAACAUUAUUAGCCUAUUUAUUAUUUUUGUAUGCUUCCAAUUACACUAGUUAUAUGAAAUUUCAUUUUCCUAAAGGUUUCCAGUUAGCUGGAGUUUUAUUUACACCUCUGUUAUGGCUUUUCAAACCACGUUUAAAAAGCCCUCAUCAAUGAAGGUGCUGUGAGUAAGGUGUUAAUGAAAAUUAUUAUAAAAGUUGUAAAUUCUGCUUGUGGCUAUUGCUAUGGUACCACUUAUUUUGAUGAAGUUCCUACCUACCUGAUGUCAUUGUACAUAUCAAUAAUUUGCACAUCGGUAUAAGUACCUAUACUGAUCUGCAAAUAUGAGAAACAUAGACAACGAAGACAUAAUUCACCAGAACUGAGUGAUGACCAAAAAGGAUUCUAAGAGAAACCAUCAAUAGAUUCAUUAUCAAAGAAUACUUUCAACAAAUAUUUUAUUCGAUAUGUCAGCAAAACAUUCAAGAGUUCAAAAUGUAAAAAAAAAACAGCUAAAUGGGAAUUUUCAAAAAAAAAAAAUAGAGGAUUUAUAUGCCUGAAGUUACUUAUCCAUGUAUAUAUUAUUGUUAUUAAAUUAAUAGUUAUUGUUUAAUG